This is a messenger RNA of Rotaria sp. Silwood1, 2202 nucleotides long. The record is from the annotation of a GenBank genome assembly. NCBI's taxonomy places the organism in Eukaryota, Metazoa, Rotifera, Eurotatoria, Philodinida, Philodinidae.
AUGGAACUUGUGGAUAGUAUUGCUUCAUUACGUUCUGUAAGGACAUUAUUUUUAACAUCUACUCAUAUUAUUUUUAUUGAUCCAGAAGGAAAACGAGAAACUUGGAUACUUCAUUCUUUUAUAUCAUCUGUUGAUAAAUUACCAAUAACACAGCAAGGAUGUCCGUUACGUAUUCGUACAAAACAUUUUUUUUCUGCUGAAUUUAUUAUUUCAAAAGAACGUGAUUGUACUGAUUUACAUGCUACAUUAAUUCAAUUAAAACCAGAUACUUAUGAAAACUUAUAUUGUUUUCUUUAUCAAGCUCCAAGUUAUCUUGAAAAAAUUUGGGAUCCAUUUUUAUUAGCUACAGAAUAUAUGAGAAUGGGUGUACCAAAUCAGGAUUGGAAAGUUGAAGAUAGUAAUAGUAAUUUUGAUCUAUGUGAUACAUAUCCACCAUUGAUUUAUGUACCAACAUCAACAACAAAAGCAAUGUUAAUUGGUAGUGCAAAAUUUCGAAGUCGAGGUCGAUUACCUGUUCUCACCUAUUUACAUCCAAAUGGAGCAUCGAUAACACGUUGUUCACAACCAUUAUCAGGUUUUAGUGCACGUUGUCUUGAAGAUGAACAACUUCUUCAAUGUAUACUUAAGACAAAUUCACAAUCAAAUACAAUGUAUAUUAUUGAUACAAGACCACGUAUUAAUGCAGUAGCAAAUCGUGCAGCAGGUAAAGGUUAUGAAAAUGAAGUUUAUUAUUCAAAUAUGCAAUUUAAAUUUUGUCCAAUUGAAAAUAUACAUAUAAUGCGUAAUAGUUUACAAAAAUUACUUGAAGUAUGUGAAAUGAAAAAUCCAUCAAUGAAUCAAUAUUUAAAUGCACUUGAUAAUUCAUCAUGGUUACAACAUAUUAAAGCUGUUAUAGAUGCUGCUAUAUUUAUUGCUCGAGCUAUUGAUAUUGAAAAGAAAAAUGUUCUUGUUCAUUGUUCAGAUGGUUGGGAUCGUACAGCACAAUGUUGUUCAUUAUCUUCACUUCUUCUUUGUCCAUAUUAUCGAUCAAUUCAUGGAUUUCGUAUGUUAAUUGAAAAAGAAUGGCUUUCAUUUGGACAUAAAUUUUCUGAUCGAUGUGGACAUUUAAGAACGAAUGAGAAUAAAGAACAAUCACCUGUUUUUCUUCAGUUUAUUGAAGCUGUUUGGCAAUUAAGUCAAAUAUAUCCAACAGCAUUUGAAUUUAAUGAACGUUUUCUUAUAUCAUUACAUGAUCAUUCACAUUCAUGUCAAUAUGGAAAUUUUAUAGGAAAUUGUGAAAAAGAUCGACUUGAUUUAGGUAUUAAAGAACGAACAUAUUCAUAUUGGAAUUAUAUUUUACAAAAUGUAAAUGAUUUUAAAAAUCCAUUAUUUCGUCCACAAUCAUCAUAUGCAAGUGAAGUUCUUUUACCAAUAGUUUAUCCACAAACAUUAAAAUUUUGGUUAAAUAUGUAUCAUCGAUUUGAUAGUGGAGUUUUACAAAAAGAAACUAUUCCAAAUACAUUAACACAUCUUGUUGAUCAUACAAUAGCACUUAAUGAUCAUGCACGAUUAUUAGAAAAACGUAUUCGAGAACUUCGUUUAAUACUUGAAAAUGGAAUAAUAACACCAAUAUCUAAUGAAGAUAUAAAUGAAAAUCAUAAUAUAAUAUCAUUUAUUGAACAUGAUAGUGGUUUAAGUGAAAAUGAAUUAAAUCAAACAACAGGAGGUGAAUCUAAUCAAAUAAUAUUAACUAAAUUUCUUCAACCAUUAAAUUCAUCAUCUGAUAUUGAAAGUGGUAUUAGUAGUAGUGAUUAUUCACCUAAGAAUAAAAUUUUUACAUCAUCAUUUACUCUUCAACAUCAAUUAAAUUCCGAAAAUAAUGAUAUACCAACAUUAGAACGUAUUUCAUUUGAACUUAAUUCAAUUGCACUUGAUUGGCGUUCAUAUCAUGCACCUUUUCAUUGUACUUGUUCAUUACCAUUUGAUUCGGCACAAAGAAAAUAUAAUUGUUGGCGAUGUGGUGAAAAUUUUUGUAUACGUUGUAUUGAACAUGGUAUUCGUUUACCUGGUCUUUAUAGUAAUAAUUUAGUACCAGUAUGUAAAACAUGUGUACGUACAAUAAAAUUAUCACCAUUAUUUGUUGAUUAUAUAAUAUCAAAAAAAUCUAAAUAUCAAAAUCAAACUGAAAUAAAAUUAUCAACAUCAAUCAUUGAUCAGAAAUAA